This is a messenger RNA of Verruconis gallopava, 2320 nucleotides long. RefSeq lists its product as uncharacterized. The coding region runs from base 327 to 2240 and encodes 637 amino acids. Gene Ontology annotation, molecular function: DNA-binding transcription factor activity. Gene Ontology annotation, biological process: regulation of DNA-templated transcription. Lineage: Eukaryota; Fungi; Ascomycota; Dothideomycetes; Venturiales; Sympoventuriaceae. The record is from RefSeq and is a predicted model, not a curated record. The transcript is spliced from 3 exons.
UUGGGAUGGAGGUUCUUCUCCAGAUCAGACGCUGCAUCCAAUGGAAAGCGCCAAUUAUCGCUAGAGAACGCCUGCCACUGCGCUCCUGACGCGUUCGUUUGCCUGGAAUAGCGUCGCGGGGCUUUCUCGGCUUGGUAAGCAGUUUCUUCCGUAAGCUGCGCUGCACCUGCAAAUACAGGCCCUGACGUGCUCUGUACUUGGGCGCGCAAUGUCGUCCUAGAGCCCGCAACUUGCGAUAUAGAGAGGAGGACGUCCUCGAAGGGUCGAGCCUUGCUGUCAUCAGCAGCUUACGAGCAUUCCACAACCUCUGCCUCUGAGCCCUGCAAAUGUCGCCCUCCUUCACGGUCUUUCGUGCUAAUACCACGGCCCAGCGAGCAAGCUCGACAGACGCAAAGCCGAUACUUACCGUAGUUGGCACCAAGCGCCAGGCACCGUACGAAGACAUGCCUUCGGAUAGGGCUGCAAAGAAGCGACAGCGGAAUGACUCUCACGACGACGAGGGCAAGAAGCAGAGAGGCCGUCCUCGCGUAGACGGCCAAGACGAGACAGCGGCGGAUCGGCGACGAACUCAGAUUCGCCUAGCCCAACGUGCUUAUCGUCAGCGCAAGGAGAGCACGAUCGCAAAUCUCAAGGAGCAGGUGACCACGCUUCGCAGCACCAUCGAGGAGAUGGAAAACAUCUUCCUAGCUUACAACGACAGAGCGGUCGCAUCCGGCAUGCUCCAAAAGGCCCCGGAGCUGGCCAAAGAUCUCAAAGCUGCCACAGAGGCCUUCAUCCAACUCGCUAAAAAGACACACGCCACAGAUGAUGCAGAGGAUCGCUCUGAGACUGAGGUAGAGACCAUUCCUAUGAAGCCACGAGCCACGUAUGAAAAUGACAUCUCCAUGUUCAUGCAGCAUGAUGCUGGCCUCAGUAACUCCAUUGGCUCAUCUCCUGACUCUGUGGAUCACAUCGGGGCCUCUCACAUAGGUCUGGGCUAUACGAUUGACUUCUCCAGCGAAGGCAGUUCAAGUAGCAACCAGCUUGCAAGUCCAGCACCUACAUCGGCACAGAGCGCCCUAACCAUGCACAUGGGCAUGGACUUCUCAGAUUAUAGCUUCUCUGGGGCCGGCCCUAACACCAAUCCUUUGGCAGUUGCGCCCACAACCUCUAGCAGGCCUGAAAUUCCACGGCCGAUCAUUGCACUGUCCGCCGGUGACGCAGCAGACAUGCUGAAAGUCAAGUCGAUCUCGGCGCCGUACACAUACUCCUUCAAAGAGACCACGUUCGCGCGAAGGCUACAACGUGCUUCCUUGGAGCGAGGUUUCCAGCUUAUCACCAACGCCGAGACACGGCCGUCAAGCUUCCUGCGCGUGUUCCGACUUUCGCUGCUGUACCAUACCCGCGAAACACUGCUGGCCAAAUUUCGGCGCGCUCUGUCCAGGAGUACGGACGAGCCGCUGGAAACGUUUCAGACGCCGUUCAUUCACCUAGGCGGUGCAGGAAUGCACUACAACACAGGCCGCGUGCGAAAUGGGUACAUCGUCAAGCCGGGUCCAAUGCAGCGACAGGCCAUUCUCGAAUCGACCGAGUCGCCGGGCGCGGUUGUCGACAUCGAUCUGGACCUGAGCGAGUACGAAGGCGAGUGGUUCGACAGCAACGACGUCGAGGGGUAUCUGAACGAGCUCGGCCUUUUUAUCGACCCACAGUCCAGCUUUGCCGAGGGCAACAUCACCCUUCCCGACUCUGCGAAACAACUCCUAGCGAAUUCGCCUGCAACAAAUGUCUUCGAUUCGCCAAAUGCCAGCAACGUCGACGCGGAAGUCACGAGUCUUGGAUCAGGCACGAUCGCGACACCGCAGAGCCCAAUGAUGAGCAAUGUUGAGCUCGAGCUGGGCAUGCAACGGUUGUUUCCCGAACUGGGAGCAGCGUCGCCGAACACGCUGUCGAACUCACAGGCUAUCGACUGGCUCAUGGGAAGCGGCGAUAAGACGCCCGACUUUCUGUCGAGCGGGUGGAUGAGCUGGAGACAGCCAGCCGAAUGGGACGCCGCGGACGCGGUCGGCUACGACAACUCCGGUUUGAGCAACGUGACAAUGCAGUUUCAACGGGCUGCGAACGAGAAGAGGCAGGUCACGGUCGAUGUCAGCAGGCUUAUUGACGAACUCAUCAUGAGCGCAAUAUGCCUUGGUCGGGCUCCAGGAUUCAGAAAGCGAGACGUGGAUCGUGCAUUGACUUCGGCCAUCAUCCAAAUCUUUUAACGUUCGCGCUGCCAUCCAUCAUAAUGAUCAAAACGUAUACGCACGAUUGCAUCACGAACGAACGGACGGGUCUCCGCCGG